CAAAUUCUGAAUUUGAUUUUGAAGAGGCGGGUGAAGGCGGGAGCUCGAAUCGCCCCAAACCACUUCCAGGCGGGAAUUAUAUAUAGUCUACACCCGGCCCAAAAGAGAGAGAGAGAGAGGAGGAGGAGGAGAUGCUCGAGGUGGAGGACGAUGCCAGUUUCCUCUCUUUGGUCGAAGCGGCCGAGGCGGAAGCCUUGGGGGCAGAUAAGGCCAAGCGCCGGAAGGUCUCGACCGACGGCCCGCCCCCUCUCCUAUCGGCCGAGGAGGGCUCCUACAUGGCCGCCCUCAGAGGCAGCCGCAGCUCCCUCUGGCAGCAGCAGCAGCAGGAACUGAAGUUCCAACAGAAGAAGAACGACAGCGGCGGCCUCCGCCUCGGUGGCAACCCCUCCGCCUUCUCGCCCUCUUCGAAUGGCAACGCCUGCUUCAACUGCGGCAUGGCCGGCCACUGGGCCAGGGACUGCACCGCUGGGAGCGGGCGAGAGGGAGAAGGGCCACACGCCCGCCGGGUGGCUUUUGUUGGCGGAGAGGACGGGGAAGUGCCGGAGAAGGCGUGUCCUUGUGGGGCUGGAAGCUGUCUGGUUCUGACCUCAAAUACUGUCAAGAACCCUGGGCGCAAGUUCUACAGGUGUCCUGUUAAGGAGGAAAAUGGAGGCUGCAAUUUUUUUGAGUGGUGCGAUGAUCCAUCAUCAAGUAUUCCUUCUUCUCGAAGUGUUUUGAAUCAACGAUCCAGUUUAUCAGUUCCAGACCUUCUGUGUCCAUGUGGGGCUGGGUCUUGCCUGGUUUUGGUAACAAAAACUGGUGCAAAUGUAGGCAGGCAGUACUACCGUUGCCCAGUUGAUGAGGGAAGAGGUUCUUGUGGCUUUUUUAAAUGGUGCAAUGAGCAUGUCUCUGCAGCCAGUCAACCUGCAACUGCUUCAAGAUAUUAUGGUGUCAAGAACAACUCAGGAAGCCAAACUAAUGGUGAGAAGAGCAGCUCAUCUUGUUUUAAAUGCGGGCAAGAAGGCCAUUGGUCCAGGGAGUGCCCCAAACAGUCAUUGGAUAACUAUGCAAGCAUAGGGAGAACUCAUUUUGUGUCCUCAGGCUCUGGUACCUGCUUCAGAUGUGGUAAGACUGGUCACUGGGCUCGAGAAUGCCCUGCCCAAGAUGCUGGUGUGAGUGCUGGCAGUAAAAGAACUUCAAUUACUUCCCGCACUCCUUAUACUUCUAGCUGUAAAUAGUAUGAUAUAUCGAAGUCAGUCUAGUCUUGAGCAUAACUGAAAAUCUGCAGCUGAUGUGAGCAUCUAUCUCCAACUACUCAUACAUUUCUAUAAUUCUGUGCUUAUAUUCCUAUGCUUUUCUAGCUUUUGUUAUAUGAUCCAGAUUUACUGCCA
Molecule: messenger RNA, 1370 nt
Organism: Phoenix dactylifera (date palm)
Lineage: Eukaryota; Viridiplantae; Streptophyta; Magnoliopsida; Arecales; Arecaceae
Molecular function (GO): nucleic acid binding; zinc ion binding
Source: RefSeq, a predicted model, not a curated record